Molecule: messenger RNA, 2651 nt
Organism: Alligator sinensis (Chinese alligator)
Lineage: Eukaryota; Metazoa; Chordata; Crocodylia; Alligatoridae
Gene: CASKIN1
Product: CASK interacting protein 1
Exons: 18
Molecular function (GO): protein binding
Source: RefSeq, a predicted model, not a curated record
GCCAGAAGCUGCUGCAGAGGCCCAAGCCGGGCAAAGCCAAGCUCCUCGGAUCCGCGAAGAAAGUCAACGUCAACUUCCAGGACACCGAUGGGUUCUCCGCCCUGCACCAUGCAGCCCUCAAUGGCAACACGGAGCUCAUCUCGCUGCUGCUGGAAGCUCAGGCCGCCGUGGACAUUAAGGACAACAAAGGGAUGCGGCCCCUGCACUACGCCGCCUGGCAGGGCAAGAAGGAGCCGAUGAAGAUGGUGCUGAAGGCAGGGUCAGCCGUGAAUGCCCAGUCGGACGAGGGCCAGAUCCCCCUGCAUCUGGCAGCCCAGCAUGGGCACUACGACGUGUCUGAGAUGCUGCUGCAGCACCAGUCCAACCCCUGCAUCGUGGACAACUCUGGCAAGACGCCGCUGGACUUGGCUUGCGAGUUUGGCCGUGUCGGGGUGGUGCAGCUGCUGCUGAACAGCAACAUGUGUGCGGCGCUGCUGGAGCCCAAGCCAGGGGAUGCCACCGACCCCAAUGGCACCAGCCCCCUGCACCUGGCAGCCAAGAAUGGGCACAUUGACAUCAUCAGGCUGCUGCUGCAGGCGGGCAUCGACAUCAACCGGCAGACCAAGGCGGGCACGGCCCUGCACGAGGCGGCUCUGUGCGGCAAGACCGACGUGGUGCGGCUCCUGCUGGAUAGCGGGAUCAAUGCCCACGUCAGGAACACGUACAACCAGACGGCGCUGGACAUCGUCAACCAGUUCACUGCCACCCAGGCCAGCAAGGAGAUCAAGCAGAUGCUGCGAGACGCCUCGGCCGCGCUGCAGGUCCGGGCCGUCAAGGAUUACUGCAACAACUACGACCUGACCAGCCUGAACGUGAAGGCCGGCGACGUCAUCACCGUGCUGGAGCAGCACGCGGACGGGCGGUGGAAGGGCUGCAUCCACGACAACCGGACCGGCAACGACCGCGUGGGCUACUUCCCGUCCAGCCUCGUCGAAGCCAUCAGCAAGCGAACAGGUUCAUGGGAAACGGUAACCAUUAGCCAGCACUAUCAAACGAUCCCGCUCCCGGGCCCCGGGGCAGCUGUGCUUAAUGGCGACGCCUCGGCCCAUCCGCUCCAUCUCCUGCCUCCACCUCCACCUCCUCCAUCACAUUCCCAUCAGCCUCUUUUCAGUUCCUUUGGCUAUCACAGGCUGCCCCAUAGCCCUGCGGGGGAGCGGCACUGUGGACAAGGUUCGCGCGGGUCCGACAUGAGCCCAUCCCACCUGUCGCCCUCGCAAGGCGGGUCACCAGCCACGCCGGCGCCAGCCGAGGAGAUCUGGGUGCUGCGGAAACCCUUUGCAGCAGGUGGCGACCGCAGCAGCCUGGGCAGCACCGGCAGCGUGGCCAGCGCACGGAGCUCGGGCAGCGGGCAGAGCGCGGGCAGCGGGGGUCAUGCCUUGCACGCCGGCUCAGAAGGGGUCAAGCGUGGGAUGGAUGGAUGGAGCUCAGCACCGGGUGCCCGAGGCGGUGGCGCGACCCCCAGGAGCUGCUGCCCCGGCACCCAGGCCGGUGCUGCGGGGGUGUCUGCCGACCGCGCUGACCCCCCCCGCUCUGCCGCAGGUUCCUCGCGGAGCCAGAGCGUGGCCAGCUCCCCGUAUGCAGCCCAGCCCCCGCCCGAGCAGCAGCUAAAGAAGAUGGAGCCCAUGUCGGAGGGGAAGAGCUCGGAGGCCGUGUACCAGUGGCUGUACAAGUUCCAGCUGCAGCUCUACGCGCCCAACUUCAUUAAUGCUGGCUACGACAUCCCCACCAUCAGCCGCAUGACGCCAGAGGACCUCACGGCUAUCGGCGUGACGAAGCCCGGGCACCGGAAGAAGAUCGCCUCGGAGAUCAACAGCCUGAACAUCCCCGAGUGGCUCCCGGAGUACAAGCCGGUACGGCUCUGCCCGCGGGGCCCGGGCGGUGGGCGCCGGGACCGCGCCGAGCCGGAGGAAACCCCCCUGCCGGCCAACCUGGCGCUCUGGCUGUCCAUGAUCGGGCUGUCGCAGUACUACAAGGUGCUGGUGGAGAACGGCUACGAGAACAUCGACUUCAUCACGGACAUCACGUGGGAGGACCUGCAGGAGAUCGGCAUCACCAAGCUGGGCCACCAAAAGAAGCUGAUGCUGGCGGUGAAGAAGCUGGCGGAGCUGCAGAAGGCCGAGUACGUCAAGUACGAGGCGGGGACACUAAAGAAGAAGGCGCCGCAGUCGCUGGAUGUCAUGGCCAUCGAGUCGCCCCCGCCCGAGAGCGCCGAGUGCCAGUCCCCCAAGAUGACCACGUUCCAGGACAGCGAGCUCAGCAGCGAGCUGCAGGUGGCCAUGACAGGCACCGGCGAGGCGCCCGACGAGCCCGAGAAGCCGGCCAACCACGUGCCGCACCUCCGGGAGGGCACCGGCUACCGGCCCCCCGCCACCCGCCACGUGCACCAAAACAGCCUGGGCAGCCGAGCCAAGCACAUCAGCAGCUCCCAAGAGCUGCUGGGCGACGAGCCCAAGGGGCCGAGCGCUGCCAUGUCCAAGAGCCAGGAGUACCUGACGGAGGAGGGCAAGGAGGGGCCCCCCAGCCUGCCCAAAGAGGUGCGCUCCCUGCGGCACGGGCACCCCGUGAAGAGAGCCAGCGUGCCCCCCGGGCCUGGCAAGCCGCGGCAGUCCUUC